Molecule: messenger RNA, 6067 nt
Organism: Scomber scombrus (Atlantic mackerel)
Lineage: Eukaryota; Metazoa; Chordata; Actinopteri; Scombriformes; Scombridae
Product: RNA-binding protein 15-like
Exons: 1
Coding region: 114-2693 (859 amino acids)
Biological process (GO): regulation of alternative mRNA splicing, via spliceosome
Cellular component (GO): nucleus
Molecular function (GO): mRNA binding
Source: RefSeq, a predicted model, not a curated record
UGAGAGUGCAGUGGAAACCGCGUUAAAGUUAAGACAGUUUAGGUGGAAUCCGGCGUCAAAGUGUACAUUUACACGGAUUUGUGUCUCUAAGCUGCAGAUAUCGACUCGUGGAGAUGAAGGGGAAAGAGCGAUCGCCGGUGAAGAAACGCUCCCGGGUGCUCGAAGAGAGCAAAGACCGAGGAGGAAGCAGCAAGAAGACCGGAGCCCUGCUGACGGCCGGCAGCAGCAACAACGGGAACGGCUCUGCUCCCAGCGGCGCUUCGUCCCGGAGAAGUUUACACGGCGACAAAAGAGAAAUGAGGGACUCAGACGGACAUAGUUCAUCCAGUCGGACCGGUAGCAGCUACGACUACGGAGCUGUGUCGGGGAACAAGCCGCACGGUGGCGCUGAAGUCGCCUCGGAAACAUCCAGGUCCGGUUCACGCAGUGACCCGCGGCCUCCGGCAAACCCUGAAAGUGAGUACAAGACUCUCAAAAUAAGUGAACUGGGCUCCCAGCUGAACGACGAGGAGAUAGAGGAUGGACUAUUUCACGAGUUCAGGAAGUUUGGUGACGUUAGUGUGAAAAUUAGCCGAGAAAACGACAUGCGGGUGGCGUAUGUGAACUUCAGGAGGCCCGACGACGCCCGGGCCGCCAAACACGCCCGGGGCAAGCUGGUGCUGUACGACCGGCCUCUGAAAAUAGAGACAGUUUACAUGAACAGACGUAGAAGUCGCUCCCCUGUUUCAAAAGACAGUUUCCCCUCAGGACACAGGCAUCUCCACUCUCAGAGACCCCUCUCUCCCACUGGUCUGGGCUACAGGGACUACAGGCUACAGCAGCUGGCGCUGGGCCGUCUCCCCCCUCCUCCUCCUCCUCCUCCUCCUCCUCCCCCUCCUCCUCCACCUCACCUCAGAGACCUGGAGGGAGACAGAGACUUUCCUGUGUAUGAUGCCAGGAAUCGGCCCCAGUUCAUCACUGAAUGUGCUGUUUUCCGUGAUGAGGACCUGAUGACCCCUGAGGACGACCAGAGGGCAAACAGGACUUUGUUUCUUGGCAAUCUGGACGUCAGUGUGACAGAGAGUGACCUGCGGCGGGCGUUUGACAGGUUUGGGGCCAUAACAGAGGUGGACAUAAAGCGAGCAGUGCGCGGCCAGAGCAACACCUAUGGAUUCAUCAAGUUUGAAAAUCUUGACAUGGCUCAUCGUGCCAAAGUGGCGAUGUCAGGGAAAGUAGUGGGACACAACCCCAUUAAAAUCGGCUAUGGUAAACCUACACCCACAACCAGGCUGUGGGUGGGGGGCCUCGGACCCUGGGUGCCACUUGCUGCACUGGCCAAAGAGUUUGACCGCUUCGGCACAAUCAGGAAUAUAGACUACAGGAAAGGUGAGGCGUGGGCUUACAUUCAGUAUGAAAGCCUGGAUGCUGCUCAGGCUGCAUGUACUCACAUGCGAGGCUUCCCUCUGGGGGGCCCUGACAGGAGACUCAGAGUGGACUUUGCAGACACAGAGCACCGCUACCAGCAGCAGCAGUACAUGCAACUUCCUCUCCCUCUGCCGCACUAUGACUUAGUCCCUGAGCCUUUUUCCCACCGCCUUAAUGACUCUGUGAGAGUGAGAGAGAGGUCUCCCCCAGUUCGCUACAGAGAACGGGAUCUCUACUCCAGCGCUGACUGGUCUGGCCUGGGUGUCCAUGACAGGAUGCGAGGAGCUGGAUUUGAACCUAUAGAUCGCCUGGAGAGACAUUCCCGUGAGACCUGGUCAAUAGAACGUGAGCGAGAGCUGCAAAGCAGGGAUCUAAGCCGCAAAAGGAGACAUUAUUUGGAUGAUGGUUGGCGGCUGGAUCGCUCACCUGAGAGUGGUGACUAUGGUCCACGCCGUCACGGCGGCUCAUUAGAGCGCAGCCCUGAAGGGAGCAGCCGAGAUGGGGGACGCUACAGUGACCCUGAACGCAUGCCUCGCUCUGGCAGAACCUCCCCUGCCAAAGACCGCCAGAACAGCCUGGACACUGGUUUUGGAGACAAGAGAAGAAGAACACUUAGCCCAACUGUGCCAGGCUCCUGCUCCGAGAAGGACCGCAAACACAAAACCAGUGACUCCAGUAAGAGCCCAGGAAGGAGGGAGGAUCGCUUAGAACACUCUUCCUCAAACUCCUCUUCCUCCAAGGCCGGCCAGCAGUCUAAGCAGAGCGCUGGAGGACAGAGGCUGAGUCAGGCCUGGCAGGGUGUCCUCCUGCUAAAGAACAGUAGCUUCCCCACAUCGCUGCAUCUGCUGGAGGGGGACAUGGCGGUGGCUACCAGUCUGCUGGCAGAGGGCUCCAAAGGAGGCAAAGUGCCCCAGCUGAAGAUCAGCCAGCGUCUGCGUCUGGACCAGCCCAAGCUGGAAGAAGUUUCCCGUCGCAUCAAGGCCGCUGGUUCCAGUGGAUACGCCAUCCUUCUAGCCGUGCCGGGGAAAUCUGAGGACGGAGGGGCUCAGGACGCCAGCACCUCCACCGAGAGACCGCUGAAGAACCUGGUGUCCUACCUGAAGCAGAAAGAGGCGGCGGGCAUCAUCAGCCUCUCUGUGAAGGGUGGCCGUGACAAGGACCACGGAGGAGUCCUUCAUGCUUUCCCCCCGUGUGAGUUCUCUCAGCAGUUCGUGGAUGCUUCUGCCAAAGCCUUUGCCAAAUCAGAGGACGAUUACAUGGUGAUGAUCAUUAUCGGAGGAGCGUCAUGAAAAAAAUUUAUAAAUGUCUCUUUUCACACUUGUGAACUGUUGUACUGUGAGUUGUAAAAUCAGAGAAGUAAUAACAUAGCAGAAUAAUAAGUGACAGGGUUCUGAUUUUAAGUUCCUUCAGCUGACAAGUGGCUUGUAUUUCAUCCUGUUGAAGGUGUUUUGAAAUCAAAGUCACAUUGAAUUGGAAACAUUUUGAUAAGUUUGAUUCUGCUAUUCAGUUAUCAGAUAAAUGUACAUUACUUGAAGGGUACUUUGCUAAAAGCUACAGUUCUGUGAAUCAAUACUAUAUGUUGCCUUAUCUCAUUUAAAAAAAGAAACACAAAUCAUUUAUAUCCUUUAAUACAUUUCCUGCCUUUAAAAAAGAGAAGUUAAGGUCCACAACAUUGUCAUCAGCCUUCAUUUAACCUGUUCAGGUCAGUCUCAGUGACUUUGUAGUACUGUUACAGUGUUUGUACAGCUGGGCUACAAAAUAAUUGCAUCAAAUUUAUGUACAUAGAAAUUCUUUAUUGAUUUAAGGAAAUAUAUCUAUUUGCCAUAAAGCUUUAUUCACUGCUCAUAAAUAGACAUAUUCCAGAUGUGCAUCUGUAAUACUUUGUGCUGACCAAGUAAAGAUCUUGAACACUUCCUUAUUCAAAGUUUCAGUAUGAUAGCUUUCCUAUUUUUGGCCAAUCCUGCUUAAAGCUACAGAAAAUUGUAAAAAAACAAAUCAAUUUUAUAGACAUCAGUCCUCUUGGUAUCGCCACAGACUAUUUUUUCAUCAUUUACUGUGAGAUAUGUUAAAAUACAUGCAAAAGAGCAUUAAGGGUUACAGUUUAAUGACUUACUGAUUAAUGUCACUGCGCCUUCCUUAGCCUCAUCUGCAGGUUAUGUGACAUAAAGUGAAAUGAAUGCAGUUUUCCUGGUUGUUUUUAAAGAAUUUUCUCAAAGCACUGAUACCCAGAUGUAAGGAGUCGGCACAAGCAGCAAACAUCUGUAAAUUACAAUGUGGUUCAAUACAGUAACCUUAUAAAAAUACAUCCGUGUAAGUUUUUGUUGAAAUUAUGUCAAAGGGCAGGUUUUUUCAAUGGUGUGUUAAUUUCCAAGUCUAAGUUUAAGCAUUUUGUAUUGGACGGUAUUAUAUAAGACAGCAGCUUAUUUUCAUUUCAAUUUUUAAAACCAUUUUUCCUUAGAAAAUCAUAUUUUUUCCAAGGGGACAUUUUCAAGCCCACAUUGACAUUUUAGUGUUUUUUUUUUGUUUUAUCCUACCAAAAGUGCAAAACCCAUAAAUAUUACAUUAACUAUGAUGUAAAUCAAGGAAACACAGAAAAUCUUUACAUUUGAGGAGCAAACCAAAAAUUUACAGAAAUGAUGAAUUGAUCACAAAAUCAUCGCAGGAUAAUGCGCUCUUGGUCAACUAAUCAACUAAUCGGCAACUAAUCAGUUGAAUUAACUCCUCAUUCUUAACAAAACUAAGUGUUUGCUUCAAAAAAAUUGAGAGUUUGUGUUGAACUGCAUUAUAUUAUACAGAGUUGCUUUUAUUGUCUCCACCCCUCAGCAUCACAUUCAAUUUGGUUGAUUGAACAUGUCAUUUUUUCUUUUAUAAUCCACUAAUUACAAGUACUACCCCGACAAAGCAUGUACUUUAAAAAAAAAAAAAGAUGAUGUAACCUAUAAAUUAAGAGCUAUAUGUAUGCCAUGCACAUCUCUAUUAACUUAUCAGAAUUCUAUUACUAGAAAAUGUUGCUAUACCAUCAAUGGACUUGUGUUAUGAAAACCUCCGAGAGGAGCCGCUCUGCACUGGCCUAACAGAGCCUUCCUCUGAAAAGACUGUUAAUGAUUGUUUUUCAUGCUUUGAUUUGAGUACUGUGUUUCAAAUGGAGAGAGAAAAAGAUUUGUGCUGUAUACUCAGGAUAUCUGGAGAGAGAAAUGGAGAACAUCAAUGGGCCUAAGAAGUAUACCUAACUGUGCGACAUGCACUUCAUAGAUUUUGUCUCAAUAAAUUUAGUCUUUCGUGGGAAACACGAGGGCCUCGGAAGACAACUUUUGUGACCUUUUCUGUUCUUGGAAUUGUCUAUCAAACUCUAAAGGCUUUGUCGCUCUGACAGUGGGAGCCUGCAGCAGAGAGGAGAGGAAGUGUGAGAUCAAGGGAAGAAAGCCCCUCACUCAGUUCUGUGUUUCCAUGUUGUUGAUCAUCAUUUGUUGAAUAACCUCUUUGUGAAGAGCUUUUCGUGUGACCCUUCAUUCAGAUUGAUAUUUGACCAUACUAGAAUACUUUUUUCAGUCCGCCUUGCGAAGGCAAAAUCUAGAGUCACAGUUUCUCUUCACAUGUGUGGCUUUAUUGCUCAGUUGCCUCCGGCCCGUGUGUCUGGAGGCGUGGUCUGGUUCGUCACUCGCCACAUCAAGUUCUGCCAAAGAUCAGCGGGGUCGUCGGAUGGAGACGACCCUCUCGGCGAAAGCUCGGCAGUGCUUCUUCUUUCUCAUCUGUUGCAAAAGGUGUUGGCUCAGCGCCUGCGCCAGCUUGAGAAGGAGCAGUGUUCAUUUGUGUAGUUGCUUAUUGUUCUUGCUUUGGAGUUUUGAAGAAGAGCUCCGUGUCUAGGGCCACACUUCAUACACUUCUCAUCCUGUGUCGGAGGAGAGGUUGAGACAGACAGACAACUGCUUUAUUUGCCAUAAAUUGGAAAGGAAGUACAACAGAGGAGAGAAAAGAUUGCCAGAAUCUAAUCUUUAGUUGAUACAAUGAUCUAAGUUUCAUGCUUUUGUAAAAGAUUCUGUGCCAAACUGAAAGCAAAGUGAAGAGUGUCCUGCUGUCAUUGAGUCAGAAUCUGCUGCAGGAUGUAUCAUCAGGACAGUGCUGCUCCUGCUCGUCACUGCCUCUUGGUUCAUCUCCAAACAAGUGGGACCCGAGUAACCUCACUGCAGCCUCCAGGUGUCCCCACAGUGCCAUGGCUAGGACUCAAGCUUUUCUGGAGCUGUGAGACGCAACAGGUUUGAGUCUCAUUCUGGCCGUACCUGCUCCUGUUCCACAGGUAACGUAUGAGGAAGGCCUAAACAGCUGACAUGGGUACGUAUUAAAAUAUUGAACAUGGUAGGUACAACUCAAAAGGUGGUAAAAUUACGAGGUUUUGAGGUUUGUCAUGUUUAAAAACAAUCCUGUUAGUCAUUAGUGGUGGAAAUCUACUUAUAACUAGUGUUGCAAUUUGUUGAUCCAACUCUGGUAGAUUUUGGUGAGAUUUUUUGUAGACUUUUCUCUUUGCCGCAUUCCAAAAAUGUUUGCAGUCUUGGUUAUAAAUGCCUCAGCAAUCCAACAGCAAAGGCAGCUACAAGAAUGAGUUACCAUCAGUAGUGGUAGAAGCAUAAAGGUCCUUUACUGAUGUAAAAGUAGCAAAAUCAGAGUG